Ornithorhynchus anatinus (platypus) is the source of this 2506-nucleotide messenger RNA. RefSeq names its product zinc finger RANBP2-type containing 1 (gene ZRANB1). NCBI's taxonomy places the organism in Eukaryota, Metazoa, Chordata, Mammalia, Monotremata, Ornithorhynchidae. Gene Ontology annotation, biological process: protein K33-linked deubiquitination; protein deubiquitination involved in ubiquitin-dependent protein catabolic process; cell migration. Gene Ontology annotation, molecular function: K63-linked polyubiquitin modification-dependent protein binding; cysteine-type deubiquitinase activity. The record is from RefSeq and is a predicted model, not a curated record. Gene Ontology annotation, cellular component: cytoplasm; nucleus.
CGGGAGGCGGAAGAGGAGCCCGAGAGAGAGAGAGAGAGACGGAAUGAGCGGCCGGAGAGGUGGCAGAGGAACCUGGACGGGAAAUCGAAACCGAGAGGUGGAAGACGGCGGCCCGAUAUCCGGAUUUCCCUCUGCGGCCGGUGCCCGGGAGUGAAGGAAGCGGACCGUGGCGCUUCCCGCCGGACCUCGCGGCCGGGCCGAAGGCGGGCGCCAUGUCGGACCGGGGGCUGAAGUGGGCCUGCGAGUACUGCACGUACGAGAACUGGCCGUCGGCCAUCAAGUGCACCAUGUGCCGGGCCCAGAGGCCCAGCGGGACCAUCAUCACCCAGGACCCGUUCAAGGGCGGCUCGAGCGACGGGGGCCGCGACUGGGCUCCCGGCAGCCCCGAGGGCGGGGGCAGCCCGCUCAUCUGCCCCGACUCCAGCGCCCGGCCCCGGGUCAGGCCCUCCUUCGGCACGGACGGCGCCAACAAAUGGUCGUGCCACAUGUGCACCUACUUGAACUGGCCCCGGGCCAUCCGGUGCACCCAGUGCCUGUCCCAGCGGCGGACCAGGAGCCCCACGGAGUCGCCCCAGUCGUCCGGCUCGGGCCCCAGGCCGGGGCCCUUCGCCGCGGACCCCUGCGAGGAGUACAACGACCGGAACCGGCUGAACGCCAGGACGCGGCACUGGACGUGUUCCGUGUGCACGUACGAGAACUGGGCCAAGGCCGGGAAGUGCGUGGUGUGCGAUCACCCGCGGCCCAACAACGUCGAGGCCGUCGGGCUGGGGGAGACGGAGGAGGCGUCCUCCCUCAUCAACGAGCAAGACCGGGCCCGCUGGAGGGGAAGCUGCAGCGGCGGCGGGAACGGCCAGAGGCGGUCCCCGCCCGCCGCCCGGCCGGACUCGGAAAUGAAGAUGGACUUCCAGAGGAUCGAGCUGGCGGCCGGAGCCGUGGGCUGCCAGGAGGAGCUGGAAGUGGACUUCAAGAAGCUCAAGCAGAUUAAAAACAGGAUGAAGAAGGCCGACUGGCUGUUCCUCAACGCCUGCGUGGGGGUUGUGGAAGGUGACCUGGCGGCGGUAGAGGCGUACAAGUCGUCCUCGGGAGGAGGGGACAUCGCCCGCCAGCUCUCCGCAGACGAAGUGCGCCUCCUGAACCGCCCUUCCGCCUUCGACGUCGGCUACACCCUCGUGCACCUGGCCAUUCGCUUUCAGAGGCAGGACAUGCUGGCCAUCCUGCUGACCGAGGUGUCCCAGCACGCUGCCAAGUGUAUCCCCGCCAUGGCCUGUCCGGAGCUGACCGAGCAGAUCCGCCGGGAGGUAGCGGCCUCCCUCCACCAGCGCAAGGGAGACUUCGCCUGCUACUUUCUAACCGACCUCUUGACUUUCACGACCCCUGCAGAUAUAGAAGACCUGCCUCCGACGGUCCAGGAGAAGCUAUUCGAUGAAGUGCUCGAUCGGGAUGUUCAGAAAGAGCUGGAAGAAGAGUCCCCCAUCAUAAACUGGUCUCUGGAGCUGGCCAGCCGCCUGGACAGCCGGCUCUACGCGCUCUGGAACCGGACCGCGGGGGACUGCUUGCUCGACUCGGUGCUGCAGGCCACCUGGGGCCUCUUCGACAAGGACUCCGUGCUGCGGAAAGCCCUGCACGACAGCCUGCACGACUGUUCCCAUUGGUUCUAUCCACGCUGGAAAGAGUGGGAAUCCUGGUAUUCGCAGAGCUUUGGGUUACACUUUUCCCUGAGGGAGGAGCAAUGGCAGGAGGACUGGGCGUUCAUCCUCUCUCUGGCCAGCCAGCCCGGAGCGAGCUUGGAGCAGACGCACAUUUUUGUACUUGCACAUAUUCUCAGACGCCCCAUUAUAGUGUACGGAGUCAAAUACUAUAAGAGCUUCCGAGGAGAAACUCUCGGGUACACACGCUUCCAAGGCGUCUACCUGCCGCUGUUGUGGGAGCAGAGUUUCUGUUGGAAAAGCCCCAUCGCCCUGGGCUACACGCGGGGCCACUUCUCCGCCCUGGUCGCCAUGGAGAACGACGGCUACGGGAACCGCGGGGCCGGGGCCCACCUCAACACCGACGAUGACGUCACCAUCACUUUCCUGCCCCUGGUCGACAGCGAGCGCAAGUUGCUGCACAUCCACUUUCUCUCCGCUCAGGAGGUUGGGAACGAGGAGCAGCAGGAGAAGCUGCUGCGGGACUGGCUGGACUGCUGCGUCACGGAAGGCGGGGUGCUCGUGGCCAUGCAGAAGAGCUCGCGGCGCCGGAACCAUCCGCUGGUCACGCAGAUGGUGGAGAAGUGGCUGGACCGCUACCGCCAGAUCCGGCCCUGCACCGCCCUGUCGGACGGCGAGGACGACGAGGACGACGAGGACGAGUGAGGGCCCGCGGCGGGCCAGGGCCGGCCGGGGCCCGGUGCUGUCCAGGGGAGCCCGGGUCGCGCGACCUCGGAGCCGCGCGCCCCGGGACGGACUCGGCCUCGCGGCGCCCCGCCCGACGGGUCUUCCGGGCGCUCGGUGCCCCCUCCGCUCCCCCU